Molecule: messenger RNA, 2038 nt
Organism: Capsella rubella
Lineage: Eukaryota; Viridiplantae; Streptophyta; Magnoliopsida; Brassicales; Brassicaceae
Product: putative cysteine-rich receptor-like protein kinase 20
Exons: 7
Coding region: 1-2001 (666 amino acids)
Biological process (GO): protein phosphorylation
Molecular function (GO): ATP binding; protein kinase activity
Source: RefSeq, a predicted model, not a curated record
AUGUCUUCUCACUUCUCUCUCAUCUUCGUUUUCCUUUUCUCAUUCGUCACUAGCACCAGAGCUUCUGCUGAAAUUCCUUAUUUCCUAGAUCGGCAUUGUCCAAUUACGACAACUACUUACUCAGGGGACAGCACUUUCUUUACCAAUCUCAAAACCCUUUUUUCCUCUCUCUCUUCCCGUAACACCUCUUACUCCACCGGAUUCCAAAGCGCCACAGUGGGACAAGCCCCCAACAAGGUCAGUGGACUUUUCCUCUGCCGCGGAGACCUCUCGCCGGAAGUUUGCCAUCACUUAGCUGUCUUUGCCAUCAACGACACCAUCUUUAAACGGCGGUGUCCGGAUACGAGUGAAGCCACGUUUUAUUACGAGGAAUGCAUGCUAAGAUACUCUCACAAGAAUAUCUUAUCGACCCUUAUAUACGAUGGAGUAUAUAUCCUGAAUAACCCCAAAAAUAUAUCUUAUAAUCAAAAUCAACUACACCGGUUCAGAGUUCUUUUGUCUUCCAGGAUGAACCAAGCUGCCAUUGAAGCAGCAGACAGUUCUAGAAAAUUAAAUAUAUUUGAGACGGAAUUGAACCCAGUCCAGACUUUGUACGGCAUACUUCAGUGCACUCCGGAUCUUACAAGACAAGACUGCUUGAGCUGUUUGCAAAGUUGCAACAAUAGAUUGCCUCUUUACAGCAGUGGAGGAAGAUAUAUGUAUCCUAGUUGUAAUGCAAGGUACGAGCUUUACCCGUUUUUCAACGAAAGCGCCAUUGCAACACUGCCACCGGCUUCAGCUCCUUCUCGAUCACCACCGUCGAUUUUAACUCCCUCACCUCGACCUGAAGAAGCCAGAAAGUCCUUUGUCACAAUCAUCGCUGUUGUAGUUCCAAUCUCCGUCCUGUUUCUUCUUUUCGUAGUUGUUUUUAGUUUCCGGCCCAAGAGAAAAAGGACGAUUCAUGAGACAGAACCACUAGCUGGAGAUGGAGAUGAUAUUAAGACUGCAGGCUCCCUUCAGUUGGAUUUUAGGGCAAUUGAGGCAGCAACAGAUAAGUUUUCGGAAAGUAACAAACUUGGUCAAGGUGGAUUCGGUCAAGUCUACAAGGGUACAUUUCCUAACAGAGUACAAGUUGCUGUGAAAAGGUUAUCAAAGACAUCAGGACAAGGUGAAAGAGAGUUCGAAAACGAAGUUAUUGUUGUGGCUAAGCUUCAACAUCGCAAUUUGGUCAAGCUUCUCGGAUUUUGUUUGGAAGGAGAGGAAAAGAUACUUGUAUAUGAGUUUGUGGCAAACAAAAGCCUCGAUUAUUUUCUCUUUGACUCUAAGAUGCAGAGCAAGCUUGAUUGGGCAAGAAGGCACAAGAUCAUUGGAGGAGUUGCAAGAGGAAUUCUUUAUCUUCACCAAGAUUCACGACUCACAAUUAUACACCGUGACCUCAAAGCGGGCAACAUCCUCUUGGACGUUGAUAUGAACCCGAAAGUUGCAGAUUUUGGAAUGGCGAGAAUUUUUGGGAUGGACCAAACGGAAGCCAAUACAAAAAGAGUAGUUGGAACUUAUGGUUACAUGUCUCCCGAAUAUGCGAUGUACGGCCACUUCUCCAUGAAAUCAGAUGUGUAUAGUUUUGGGGUCUUAGUUCUUGAGAUUAUAAGUGGCAUGAAGAACAGUAGCCUAUAUCAGAUGGAUGGUAGUAUCAGUAACUUGGUUACAUAUACUUGGAGAUUAUGGAGUAAUGGGUCGCCAUUAGAGCUUGUGGAUCCAUCCUUUGGAGAUAACUAUCAAAAAAAUGUAAUUACUAGGUGCAUCCAUAUCGCUUUACUCUGUGUUCAAGAAAAUGUUGAAGAUCGUCCAACUAUGUCAGCAAUCCUCCAAAUGCUCACUACUAGCUCGAUUUCUCUCGAUGUGCCUAAACAACCUGGAUUUUACUUUCGAGGUACGGAUGAACAAAAAGGAGAAGUUGGUACAUCUAUGGAUGCUAUAUGUUCAGUCGAUGAUGCUUCCAUUACUAGUGUUGCUCCUCGUUGAAUACUAUUCACUAAAAGUUGUAAUAUAUGACUCUAGA